AUGACACUAGAUAUCUUGCACUUUAUCGACAACAAGGGAGGGAAUGCGGAGGAGAUUAGGGAGUCGCAGAGGAAGAGGGGGCUGUCUGUAGAGCUGGUUGACGAGGUUAUCCAGAUGUACACAGAUUGGGUUAAAAUGGACUUUGAGAUCAACCAACUGCGAAAGAAAGUCAAUGAUGUCCAGAAACAGAUUUCAGCCAAGAAGAAGGCCAAGGAAAAUGCAGACGAACUCGUCGCCGAGAAGAAGAGCAUCGACGCGCAGGUUGAGACUAAGAAGAAGGAGGCUAAGGAUUUUGAGGCUCUUAUGAGGCAAAAGGCUUGCCAAGUUGGAAACAUUGUCGGCAAGAACGUUCCCGUUAGCCUUACCGAGGACGACAAUGUCACCAUCAAGACUUGGGAUCCUACCGGAAACCUCGAAGAACCAGCUCCUCGUCCUGGUAUUCUCGCCCAUCACGAGGUUCUCCUCCGACUUGACGCUAUGGAUUUGGACCGAGGCGCCAAGGUCGCUGGCCACCGAGGCUACUACCUCACCAACGACGGUGUCGACCUCAACCAAGCCCUCAUCUCCUACGGCCUCGACUUCCUCCGCAAAAAAGGCUACAAGAAGAUCCAACCACCCUUCUUCAUGAACAAAGAUCAAAUGGCCAAAACCGCCCAACUCGACCAGUUCGACGAGGAACUCUACAAAGUCAUUGCCUCAGAAGACGAGAAAUAUUUGAUCGCCACCUCCGAACAGCCCAUCUCCGCCUUCCACUCUGACGAAUGGUUCGAGAGCCCCGAGACGCAGUUGCCCAUCAAGUAUGCUGGGUAUUCGACGUGCUUCAGGAAGGAGGCCGGUUCGGCUGGUAGGGAUAUGUGGGGUAUCUUCCGAGUUCACCAGUUCGAGAAGGUCGAGCAGUUCUGCAUCACGGAUCCGGAGAAGUCUUGGGAGAUGCUUGACCAUAUGUUGAACAACUCUGAAGAGUUCUACCAGAGCCUUGGGUUGCGAUACAGGGUCGUCGCCAUCGUCUCUGGCGCUUUGAACUUGGCUGCUGCCCAGAAGUACGAUUUGGAGGCAUACUUCCCCUUCCAGAGGGCGUACAAGGAGCUUGUUUCGUGCUCUAACUGCACAGAUUAUCAGAGCCGAAGACUUGAGAUCCGAUGUGGCCUGAGGACCAAGGACCAGACCCGCAAGGUGUACGUCCACAUGUUGAACGGCACCCUCUGUGCCACCGAGCGUGCCUUGUGCUGCUUGGUUGAGAACUACCAGACGCCGGAGGGCCUCGUUAUUCCCGAACCAUUGCGACCAUACAUGCAAGGCCGUGAUUUCCUGCCCUUCGUCAAGGAGUUGCCCAAGGGAUUGCAGCAGAAGAAGCAAACGUAG
This is a messenger RNA of Coprinopsis cinerea okayama7#130, 1362 nucleotides long. RefSeq names its product seryl-tRNA synthetase. Gene Ontology annotation, biological process: seryl-tRNA aminoacylation. Lineage: Eukaryota; Fungi; Basidiomycota; Agaricomycetes; Agaricales; Psathyrellaceae. The record is from RefSeq and is a predicted model, not a curated record. Gene Ontology annotation, molecular function: serine-tRNA ligase activity; tRNA binding; ATP binding. The transcript is spliced from 7 exons. Gene Ontology annotation, cellular component: cytosol. The coding region runs from base 1 to 1362 and encodes 453 amino acids.